This is a messenger RNA of Caenorhabditis auriculariae, 6274 nucleotides long. The record is from the annotation of a GenBank genome assembly. Lineage: Eukaryota; Metazoa; Nematoda; Chromadorea; Rhabditida; Rhabditidae.
AUGAAACUCCUUUUGGCCUUAAUCGGCUUUUUGCCGUUGGCCAACGCCUACGGCAUAUCGUGCUCUACAUUGGUAGGUUGGAAAGAAAUUUAUUAUUCAAGUUCUAGUUGUUGCCUAAACGUGAUUUUUUUUUUCCCUAAAAAGUAUGAUGUUUCCCUUGGAAAUUUGUUGGGCAGGGCCGAUCUUCAUUGCUUGAGGCCCCGCAAAAGCCGGAUCGGGCUCAGCAAAUGGCCAGGGGGCCAACACAUUGACGAGCCGGCCCAAGAAAUGAUAUAUGAUAAUUAUCGGCGCUAGUGAAUUUCAGUGUACCUGAUAACUGUGUUUAGAAAAUUUCCCUGAAAAUAACCGCCGAGAUGAACGCAACGUCGCUUGCGCUACAUUGAACUUCGCUCUGUUCACGCGCGGGUCUCGCAUUUUGAAAAAUGUCAAAAUUCUUUAGAGUGCGUGAAAACAGCGAGAGGAAUGCGCACGGCGUUACCAAGAAUAAAAAUUUCUGCCACCGUUCUGUACGGUCAGCUGUGUUGGCCGCAAUAGACCGCGACGCAAAUACGAACCAUCAAUUCACAAUUUGGCCAGUUGCCCAACAGUCUCUGAACACUGUUUCUAAAUUAUUCGCUAACUAUCUUUUCAUGAAUAUCGAUGAUAAGGAGCGUUUCACAGCUUUUACGUGAUUGUUAAGUGGUUAGCAGGUGAAAACGGAUUGAUCAAAUUUCUUACUGGUAGGUUUUUUUUUGCUAAGAAGCAAACUUUGCCAACUUUCCGAUGAAGAAAUCAACAUCAGCAAGCUUUUGCAUUAACGAAAACACAAAACUACAAAUCCAGUCUUUUUUUUUUCUAUUUCGCAAAACUUCGAAAAUUUCGAGUUGAACAUCAGGUUUUUCACAAGCAACGGAAAAAUACGUUCCACGUACCAAACGAUAGAGCAAAAAUAUCUUAACAACUUAGUCACAUUAGAUUUUUGAAAUUUAAGCCAAUAAAUUUGUGAAAAUAUAAAAUAUGCUGCAUUAAGGCCUAAUACGAAUAAACAAGUGGCGCGUGAAGGAAAGUUCGCUCCAAUGCGAGGUUUCCGACCGCGACGCGUGGUGGCAAAAGUUACGCUCCGCUUCCACUGUGGGGUAACGCCGUGAUGCGAAGUCGCGCCUAGAAAAAUGCGAGACCCGCGCGUGGAUGGAGCGUCAUUUUCGCGAGUUCGUCAGUUUACCGCCACCGGCCUUGCGUUUCCAUCGCGCCAAACUCGGCAGUUACUCUAACAAAAGUUGCGGUGUACCCCGCGUUGAACUUUCCUGUGCACCCCGCAGUGUAACCAGGGGUGCAUCGCAACUUUUGUUAGAGUAUCUUUAUUGACUUCUUCGGGAAUUUUUUUUUGGAACUUUUUUAUAGUUAACUCACGGAUGGCUUAAAGGCAUAGGGGCAGUAAAAAACGGUGUUUUAGUUCAAAGCAGUUAUUUGUAGAGUUUCUCAUUGCGAAUCGAACGGUGAACUUGGAAACGUACCAAACUUCCUAGUUUUGGAGAAAAAAUAAUUCAAAGUCGGAGAGAGGAAAGUUUGAGUUCCCGGGAAAAGGGCGCUUUGCAGUAAAGUUGCUCUAUAGACAACACGCUUCGCCACCUUCCGGAUUUUCGCUUUUUUCUUCGUUUCUUUCAAUUUUCAAUUUUUUCUGUUGUCACCAAAGUUCUUUUCGUCACAAAAGCUUUCUAUUCAUGAAUAAUUUGCAAACUUUGAUCGCAAAAACGCUUCUUUGGUGAAAAAUGAUGAUUUCACACAGGUUUCGAUUGGGAUAGCAUUAUUUUGUAUUUUCUUUAUUAUCGGUGUGUGUUUUUUGUUUGACUAAAUGUUUUUUUCAGAGAAGAAAACUUUAAUUUGAAGCAGAUACCCGGUUCUUUCUGACAAAAUGCGAGUCUAAUGAGACCUCCGCAACAUCGCGUGCACGGCUACUGUAAACAUUUGUCUGCAUACCGAUCCAAAGCUUUUUUCAAAAAUAAAGGCGGGAAAGUAAAAUCGCGUUUUUCUUCUAAAGUGGUCACAUAUUUAAUUUUUUUGAGUACACCAUUCGAUUCGGAAAGAAAAACUAUAUAAGAUACUGCUUUCACCUGAAACCCCAUUUUUUACUGCCCCUAUGCCUUUAAGCCAUCGAAAUGAGGGUCCUACUUCUAUUUUUGAAAAAAAAGGUAGUGACUGGCUGGUAGGGAGCGCAGACAGGUGACGCCCGUCAGCAUUCUAACUUAGCCGUGAAUCGGCUGUAUGCCGCUGGUUUAAUGGCCCUAGCCGAAACGCAGCACGGAGUUCCCAAACGGGGUGUGGAGACGUCGAAAAAAUUUUGGCGCGAAAUUAGAAAUCUGAAGUACGCAGCCACAGGGGGAGUCCGGUAUUCUUCAUGUCGUUGAAUAGUUUAUGGCGUGUUCAUCGGAGAAACGGAACAUGCUUCAAAACAAAAAAUCGUGUUCAUCGGGGCGCCAAAGUUGCUCCAAAACAGUACUAAUUUUUGUUUUGGAGCAACUUUCUUGCGUUUCGAAGCAAUUUUCGUUUUGUCCGAUGAACACGCCAUCAAUUUGCGACGAUAGAUAGCUGUGACGUCACAAUCCUUUUAUCCGAAGCGCGCACUUACUUUUUUUUGUAAAUUCAAAAACUUUGACGCCUCGCUCACCUUCCCUCACCCCAUUAUGCCGUGUUCAAAGUAAUUUCGGCGAUUUCAAAAUAAACGCGUUAUUUGUUUAAAAGGAUUUCGGGAAAUAGGCGAAAUUGGUAUUCUGGGAAGGUGAGUCCUACAACGAUAUAUCGUUGGAUACGCAUUUUUACGGUGAGUUUUACGCGCGAAUUCGGAAUUUCAGUAGAAAAUGCCCAAAUAUUUCCAAAAUUUUGAGUUCCCACGAAGAAAUUACGGUAAAAAUGCAUAUUUAACGAUAUAUCGUUGUAGGACUCAUUUUUUCUUGCCAUUCUCGGAAUAGCGAUUCUGCCUAUUUCGUGAAUUCAUUUUAAACGAAUAACGUGUCUAUUUUGAAAUCGCCGAAAUUACUUUGAACACGGCAUUAGGAACGGCAUUAGGAACCGUGCGCAGGAAAACGCGGCAGAUUUCCACAUCAACUAUUUGUCACCAUUGGAAACAUUCAAAUUUCUCUACGCUUUCUCAUAACUUCUAGCAUAUUUUAUGUUUCUAUAACCUUGCUCAUGAGGUAAAAGAGAGCGGAGAUAGGGACUAUUUCCGACAAAAACCUCGAAAAUUUUUUAAAAUUCCAGAGCGACCGGGUCGAUUCCAUGAAAAUUUUUCCCCUCACGCGACCAAUGAAAGUUGGUGAUGUUUUCAAACUCAAUGCGUACGCAAAAGCGGAUAAAUCGGAAAAAUAGUAAGCUUUAUUUAAAACAUUUUCUCACUUGUUUCAUUGGUCAACCGGCGUAUACACAAAUUAGAUUACAAAAGUGAAAUCUCAAGAUAAAUCGGGGUUUACUAACGAUCAAUUAAUAAAUAGCAUCCCGAGUCUCAGUCUCUGAUAUUAUAGCUGAUUCACGGUUAGCAUGGGACGCUAAGGGGGCGUGGUAAGCCCUAUCUCGUGCAUCAUCGUGUCAGGACCCUUUUUCGAUGGCUCAAGCCAGCCGUGAAUCAGUUAUACGUGCAGUUCUGCGCCGUUUGCGUUUGGGUUGCGUUGGCAAAAAAGGCGCUACGACAACUUUUUCUAUAUAAUUUUGUUUGUCCUUACGGUGAUCGCAUACAAAUCAACUUGAAAAAAAUUUCCAAAGUUUUUCAUUUUCAAAAAUCCGCAGGGAGAAAAUAUUCAGCUUCAAUUUCACUAUUAAAGCUCGUUUGAAACCGUUAGAAACAUUUUUAGAGCUACAUUUCGAUCCGAACGAAUUGGAGGCUCCUUAAAUAUGUUCAAUAUAUGUGAAAGUACAUAGAUGAAAAGUUUUCGAUCAUCAAAUUGCAGUUUUUCAUUUUCAAAGCGCCAUAUAUGUUCAAAAUACGCUUCGUAUCGAUGUGAGAAAAGUUUUUUACAGUAGUCUUAUUUAUUGAUUGACCGUUAUCCAGAUUGAGUUUGAGAGUGCACUAGAGAGUUCUUUCUACGCCAGUUGACCAGAGUUUUUUCAGCAUCGUCGUCAAUUUUUACGAAGGAGAUAGCAGAGGCCAUGUCAAAAAAAAGUAUAUUUCCCUGAGUGUCUUGGUCAAUGUGGACUCCGGAAAAACGUCUUUCAAUACAUUAUCGGUUGGCCUUUUUUAACCAUUUUCUGUUUUUCUUUCUUCCUCACAAAAAACAGCUUCUGUAGAAGGUCAUUUUUAUCAAACGGCUCCAAAAAGUGAAGUUUUCUGAAAAGUUAUUAACGUGUGAUACUCAGUGCAUUUUAUCCGUAGCGCCAACUAAAUUUUUUUUGUAAAUUGAGAAAGUUUGACUCACCUUCCCUCACCCCAUUAGGAAUGCCGUGGUCAAUAAAUAGUGUCUCUAUGAAAGUACUGACUCACUUUGCAGUUUUGUUGUUAUACCAUUUCCUCAGAGCAAAAAUCCAUUUUUUUUUUCGUGUUGAACCCACUCAUAAGUUUCAGGCUGAAGGUUGGUACGACGAAGAGCCCAAAAAAUCUCCGAUCAAAAGCGGAAGAGACUACGAGCUCGAGAUUUCGUUUCGAAAAAGUUUACGAUCGGCUUUAAAAUUGAUAUUUUAGAGCCCACGAACGUGAAUACCAGAUUUUCAUCAACGGAAAGCUGUUCCAACGCUACAGUUAUCGUAGAAAGUUCAAGAAGUCCGUGACGCAUAUCGGACUCCGAGGAAUCAGAUUCACUGCUGCCAAAAAGUAAAUUUCUAGAAGAAAUGUUCACUGGUAAAUUACGAAAAGGUGCUUUUUGGAAAAAAAAACUCCUAAAAAAAAAUUUUCUAGCACCUUCUCACAAAUUCUUUUUUGUCGGAAUGGUUAAUCUCAUAAAAAUAAAAAAGGUUUUGAAAAGAAAAAGGCCGAAAAAAUACCAGAAUUUUAGGAGUUGUUCUGGUUCAUCAAUUGGAGAUGAUGACCCGAAUGAUACACAAUUAAUCUUGGUUCAAGACGGAAACUUCUAUCGAAUGCGUGAGUUGAACCCCACGAAAUCGCUUGGCGCCCUCAGAAACAAUUUCUACCAACAGUUAUACUCAAUUUUUCUCGGUUGAUAACCGAUUUCGUCUUGAAUUUCAAUCGAUUUCAGUUUUUUUUGGUUUUGAUGGACAAUAAGGUUAUAUACUGACAUAUUGAAUAGAGGAAAAAAAGGAUAGUUUUAUUUUUAAUUCAAUCCAAUUCAAGUAAGAUGUAGAAAAUUUCUGCUGAAUUAUGGUAUAGGUCAUUCCGCGCCAGCUUUUCACGAUUUUAAAUUUCCUCGGAACUAUAGAACCCCUUUCGGCGCUUCGCUUCGAUGCUCUCGGUGUUCCCCCCUGCGUGCGCCUUUAAUAAAUCAUUAUUUCUGAUUAAGAUAUUGCUUCAAUUUCCUCUAUCUCUUUUAUUGAUUUACGGGGUUGUUUUUCAAUGGAUUGAUUUCAUUUUUCGCUUCCACUAUACACACUCAGAUUCUGUGCUGGAUUUGUGAAAAAAAAGAUAAUCAAAAAGAUUGAAUAAUUAUUUUUUUAAUUGUUAUUAAUGAAACCGACUGUUCGAGCUUUUCUUGCAUAUAGUUCUUGGGUUAGUUUGAUAUAAAAUUUGAUGUUACAACUGUUUUUGUAGAAUAAGAAAAUUCCAAAGUUCGGAGAUAAUGAGUUUUAUUAAAGGCGCACGCAAGGGGGCAUACCGAGAGCAUCGAAGCGAAGCGCCGAAAGGGGUUCUCUAGAUCCGAGGAAAAUUGAAAUCGUGACAAGCUGGCGCGGAAUGAUCUAUAUAAUCGAAGAAUUAGUCGUCGGCGUGGUUUACGGUCCACAGUCGUUGUCCAAUAAAUCCCGGCGUGACAGCCAGCGUUGGGAAAUAAUCUGGGUCCGUUGGUAGUGCCAGCGAAUAAACUGCUUCACCAUGUUGAAACUGUACAGCGCCCAGCUUGUCCAGGGCGGGCGUCGGAAUAUCAUCCCACCAGAGAGCGGCAAAGACAGACUAGUUGACGUGAUGAAAAGAGAUAAUAAUCAUAAAGACAUAAUUAUUUUUAUUUUUAAUACUUCGUUUAAAAGUUGACCGGAAAUAUUUCCGGCACAAAAAAUAAAUUGGGAAAAUAAACUCCGUGUGGAAUGAAACUUUCUACAAAGAUUCUGAAUUUAUGCUUUUCAGCUUUUUCUAAACAUCAUUAAUUUUUCAGUGGGUCCUUUCACGGCUUUCUCUCAGGAAACAACAAGUAAAGGGCGAGACUAA